Malaya genurostris is the source of this 1918-nucleotide messenger RNA. RefSeq names its product probable dolichyl pyrophosphate Man9GlcNAc2 alpha-1,3-glucosyltransferase (gene gny). Gene Ontology annotation, biological process: protein N-linked glycosylation. Lineage: Eukaryota; Metazoa; Arthropoda; Insecta; Diptera; Culicidae. Gene Ontology annotation, cellular component: endoplasmic reticulum membrane. The record is from RefSeq and is a predicted model, not a curated record. The transcript has 2 exons. Gene Ontology annotation, molecular function: dolichyl pyrophosphate Man9GlcNAc2 alpha-1,3-glucosyltransferase activity. Bases 300 to 1838 code for a protein of 512 amino acids.
GGUGAAAGUCAAGCUGUCAAACCAGACGGUGGGUUAAACUGGAAUUUUAUUAUGAACAUGUAGCAAAUGAAAAUUGCUUAUUAUACCUGAUAAUUAAACCACUAUUUAAAGACAUUGUUGAACCACAUGUAAUUGAAUUUCAUUUGGCAAGCAUGAAUAUAUAAUAUAAAAUCAAUGUUAUAUAUUUCAUCAAUGUUGCUAAUUUAGUACACCGCCAUAGAAUAAUAGUGAGUAAAACCAAGUUUUGCUUCUUGUGUCAUUACGUGGAAUCGAAAGUUUAUUCUCACCCAUGCUCAACGAUGGCAGCGAACUAUGCUAGUUUAUUAGCGAUAGUGACCACUGGAAUAUUACUGCGAGCUGCUAUAUCUUUGCAUUCAUAUUCUGGUGAAGCAACUCCGCCUAUGUUUGGUGAUUUUGAAGCACAGCGGCAUUGGCAAGAAAUCACCGUGAAUCUUCGUACUGAAGAUUGGUACCGGAACACGACGGAUAACGAUUUACAGUACUGGGGUUUGGACUAUCCUCCUCUAACGGCAUAUCACAGCUAUUUGCUUGGCAAAUGGGCCGAACUAGAAAAUGAGUCCUACGUAAAGUUACACGACUCACGUGGAAUUACGACCCCAGAGCAUAAACAUUUCAUGCGAAGCACUGUUCUGUUGGCAGAUGUGUUGCUAUACAUCCCGGCCAUUCUGAUCGCCUGUUACACAGUCCGACGGAAAGUUACCGGCGGUAAUGUUACUGGAAGUGAUCUAAUAUGCAUCAUGUUUGCGGUGCUGUUUCCCGGGCAGAUACUAAUCGACAAUGGACAUUUUCAGUACAACAACGUAUCGUUGGGAUUGACGGCAGCGGCUAUAACAGCGCUAAUCUCGAACAGGGAAUAUUCUGCAAGUGUACUUUUCAUGUUAGCGUUAAAUUACAAACAAAUGGAGUUGUACCAUGCCUUGCCAUUUUUCUUCUACCUACUUAAACGGUGCUUCCAAGACGAAGAUGGAAUCAAAUACUUUACCGGUGUUAGACAUGUACUGGAAUUAGGUGUGGUGGUGUUAAUGACAUUCGAAAUCGUGUGGAGUCCUUGGGUGGAUUGUUGGGAUUUGACCCUGCAAGUAAUGCAUCGAAUAUUCCCGUUAGCCAGAGGUGUUUUCGAGGAUAAGGUGGCAAACGUGUGGUGCAUUGUAAACGUUUUCGUGAAGCUUAAAAAUUUCGAAAACUCGCUUAUGGCGCUGAUAUGUAUGCUCUGUACGUUGAUUGCAGUUAUUCCUAGUAGUUCGGCACUUCUCCUUAACAAUUCCAAACGGAAUUUUCUUUUAGCUCUAGUCAAUUCCUCGCUGGGAUUUUUCCUGUUCAGUUUUCAGGUUCACGAAAAAUCUAUACUAAUUGUGACACUACCGAUUAUGCUCAUAUUUCAACUGUAUCCAAUUCCAUGCUUCUGGUUCCUUCAGAUCGCUACAUUCAGUAUGAUCCCACUCUUACAUAAAGACGGCCUUCUAGUUGCUUAUGUAGCCUUAACAGCAUUUACCUUAAUCCUACUCAAAACGGUGUUGUUCGUGAAGAACAACUUCAAGUCACCAAAAAAUGUCAUUUUUCUAGAUAUGUUUAAUGUUCAGUCGUUGUCUAAAAACAACAAAGGCAAAACUGAGCCUGUGAACGUUGCCUGGGUAUACGGAUUCUAUUGUUCUCUUGCGGGCCAAGUGAUACUAUUGCUCGGUUACUUGUGUUUGAAAGCACCGACACAUUUGCCUUUCUUAUGGCCGCUACUCAUCUCGGCUUACAGCUGUGGACACUUUGUGCUGUUCUUUAUCUACUUCAACUAUCUGCAGUUCUGUUCUCAUGGUAAUAAUUAGAUUAGAGAUAAACGUGCCACCAGUAAAACGACUGACAAGCAAAAAGUGAAAUAAAAAAAAACGAUUAGUUUAGAUUCUGA